This is a messenger RNA of Aspergillus nidulans FGSC A4, 1074 nucleotides long. RefSeq names its product NAD(P)-dependent alcohol dehydrogenase. Gene Ontology annotation, molecular function: oxidoreductase activity. The transcript has a single exon. The coding region runs from base 1 to 1074 and encodes 357 amino acids. The record is from RefSeq and is a predicted model, not a curated record. Lineage: Eukaryota; Fungi; Ascomycota; Eurotiomycetes; Eurotiales; Aspergillaceae.
AUGUCCUCCACAACACACUCCCCAAUCCCCCCAACAAUGAAAUCCUGGCUCUACUCCAGCACACAACCCUCAGUAAUCAGCAACCUCUCAUUCACUGCCUCAGCCCCUUCCCCUCCCCUCCCCAGCUAUGCAAACCAGCUCCUCAUCAAAGUCUUCACCACAUCCCUCAACCCCGCCGACCACAAAGUCCCCCAACAUGCUACGAUUCCCUUCACGGGUGGCAGAACACUGAUCUGCGGUCUCCCCGCUUCACCGGGUCUCGACUUCGCAGGAAAGAUCGUGUCAGUACAUCCGAAAAAUAGGACGGAGUUUGAACCCGGGCAAUUGGUAUACGGAUGUCUUGCGAGACCUCGCACAUUCGGUACAACGGGGGAGUAUAUCCUUGCGGAUGCGAACGAUGUUGCGCAUUUACCGGAAGGCGUCAGUGUGGAUGAUGCGGCAUGUUUGGGUGUUGCCGUGAGGACCGCGUACCAGAGUUUGAAGAACUAUCUUGAUUUGAGCAAAUUCGAGGGCGGGAGCGGACCGAGAGUCUUCAUAAACGGCGGUAGCGGUGGAUGUGGUGUGUUCGCGAUUCAAAUUGCGAAGAUGCUAGGCUGUCAAGUUACGACGACCUGCUCGGGUCGAAAUAUUGAGCUAGUCAGAGAUCUCGGUGCGGACGAGAUCAUCGACUAUACAACCACCAAUGUCACCGAAACCCUAAAGACCAAGGGCUUAGUCUACGACCAUGUCAUCGACCAUAUCGGCCUCCCUGGGAAUCUGUAUGCUGAAUGCCACCAUUUCCUCAAGCCAUCGGGGGUCUGGGUGCAGGUUGGUGCGGGGAGUAUCCUCACUGCAUUUUGGAGGGCGAUCACGCCGCGGUUUCUCGGAGGCGGACGGAGGUGGUUUGUUCCGCUCAUGAUGGCGAAUAGCAAGGAGGAUCUGGUGGAGGUCGGAAAUCUGCUUAAAGAGGGAAAGCUUCGAACUGUUAAGGAUGGGAAUCGGGUUUGGGAAUUUGGGGAUGUUAAGAAGGCGUAUGAGUUGCUGGCGAGCGGGAGGGCAAGGGGGAAGAUUGUUAUCAGAGUUGCGGAGGACUAG